Molecule: messenger RNA, 1137 nt
Organism: Colletotrichum karsti
Lineage: Eukaryota; Fungi; Ascomycota; Sordariomycetes; Glomerellales; Glomerellaceae
Product: base excision DNA repair protein
Exons: 1
Coding region: 1-1137 (378 amino acids)
Biological process (GO): base-excision repair
Molecular function (GO): catalytic activity
Source: RefSeq, a predicted model, not a curated record
AUGGCGAGAGCGACACGGUCCAGUGCCCGUUUGGCCGCCAGUGCAUCGUUGGCCGACAGCUCCGAGGCCAACUCCAAGGCAACUACCAAAGCCACCACACAAGAUUCAGCCAAGAAAUCAAGGUCCUCACCACUACAAUCAGACAAGAGGAAACGUGCUUCUUCCAAGGCGGCCAAUGGAACACCAGCGAAGAAGGUGAAGACGGAAGACGAGGCCCACACGUCGUUCCUCUCCGAUGUUCCUCCUUCAACGCCUAUCAAGAAGGAAGACAUCAAGUCUGAAAGCCCUGAGAAAAAGCCAAAAGUACCCAAGUCACCUCACGACUUGCAAUCGAAGAAGCUCAAGGCCUACUCCCAGUAUUCUGACAAGUCUCCCUUCCCGGACUUCCUACACCCGACACCGGAAGAGUGCAAACUGGCCCAUCGUAUCCUCGCCAAGUUGCACGGCAAAAGAGAACGUCCCGCGGAGGUCAAGGCCUCGGCGGACCGAGCCGGAUGUGGAGACUCACCCAGUGUUCUCGACGCCCUCGUCCGGACUAUCCUCAGUCAGAAUACGAGUGACACUAAUUCCACCCGCGCCAAAAGGAGCAUGGACUCCGUCUACGGCGGCAGUGAUGAGUGGGACAAGAUCGUUGAAGGAGGCAUACCGAAGCUCCAAGAAGCCAUUAAGUGUGGCGGCUUGAGUGCGGUGAAGAGCAAGGUCAUCAUCAGCAUCCUCACUCAGGUCAAGGAGAAGUACGGGUCGUACUCCUUGGAUCAUCUCUUCAACGCCAGCAACGAGGACGCCAUGCAGGAACUCAUCAGCUUUCAAGGAGUUGGGCCAAAGACAGCAAGCUGCGUGUUGCUUUUCUGUUUACAACGAGAGUCUUUUGCUGUUGACACCCACGUGUGGAGAAUCACAGGCUUGUUAGGGUGGCGUCCCAAGAGUGCCUCUCGAGACGAGACACAUGCGCACCUGGAUGUGAGAAUACCGGACGAGGACAAAUAUGGGUUGCACAUUCUUCUCGUUAAGCAUGGCAAGGUAUGCAGCGAAUGUAAAGCCGGUGGCAAGAGUAUUGGGAAGUGCGAACUGAGGAAGGCCUUCCGAGAAGAGAAGGUCAAGAAAGAGGAGGGAAAGCCAUCUGAGCUCGAUGAAUAG